Molecule: messenger RNA, 1483 nt
Organism: Chenopodium quinoa (quinoa)
Lineage: Eukaryota; Viridiplantae; Streptophyta; Magnoliopsida; Caryophyllales; Amaranthaceae
Exons: 8
Coding region: 936-1385 (149 amino acids)
Source: RefSeq, a predicted model, not a curated record
CGGUUCUUGAAAACCGGUGCCAAAAAAAUUGGGUGGGAUUGAAAAAUUCGGUUUUGGCAUCGGUUCGCCUUAAAUCGGUGCCAACUAUGGUAAUUAGCACCGCUUCAAACCGGUGCCAAUUAAAAAAGACAAAAAAAAAAAAAAAAUCGGGGUAUGCGUUACUCUGCUUCUUCAUUCUCUUUCCUGUUCUUUUUCCAUUUCCAUUCUCUCUCUUCUCUCUCUUCUCUCUCCUCAUAUGCUCUCCUCUCUCACCUCAACCAAACCUUCAGCCGCAGCCGCAACAACAACCACCAUGCACCGCUCACAAAUUCUCUCUCCCCUUUUCUUUUCGUGCUUUCUCCUCUACCCUCCUUUUACCCUAUCAAUCAUUUUCUAGGGUUUAUCGCCCUUGUUAUACCUCUAAAUCUCAAUCUCAUAUCCAAUCACCUCUCUCUAAUUUCUAGGGUUUCGAAUUACACUGAUGCUGCAAUAAUUGGAGGCUGGAGUUGGUGGUGAUUAAAUUGAUGUUGUUGAACACAAAGAGGCAAACUAAUAUCAGCAGGCUACACUUCUUCUUUCUCGAGAUUUAAAGUUGUUGCUGCAUUUUAGUUAGAUUUGUAGAUUUGAGGGAUUGAAGUGGGUUAUCAAAGAGGUUGAGCAUUGGAUGAAUGGGUUGGAAGAUACGUAUUGAUGAACUGCCCAGGUGUAAAGAUCUGGGCUGAAGUUUCCUUUGUUUUCGUGUUCGUUUUUCUGCUGCAUUUUGCCUAUGGGUCAACAAAUCCCAGUGAUGGGGGAUCAUGUGGCCCUUUUGUCUGCAUUUUCAAUAAUGGGACUCAAGUUGCGCAUGGACUUACCUGAGCAGGCAAUGGAAGUGAACAGUAUUCUUUCGUAACUCAACUCCCGCAAGUGAAGCUGCUGAAACAUUGAAGAAUUUCUCAGAAGAAAGAGCAAAAAAAAUGAAAGCCUUACAAGAAAAAAUGAAGCUUGAUGACAAAGAAGCUAAACGAUUUAGUCCUGUUGAUGCCUUUCCUGGGGAUAUAGUGAUUUUUGCACGGGUGCUAAAUCUUUUGAGAGGUCUUUCUGCUACAAUGGAAGUCCGCAUAGUCUACUUUGAUAUCAUGAGACCAUUUGCCGAGUCUGUUUUGGGCGGAAUCAUUAAUAUGGGGCCUGCAACAAAUACGCAAUGGCUCUGUGAUACUCCUGUGCAUUCAGAUGUGGAAGGCAAGCUGCGGAAGCUCUUGAUUGAUCUGGGAAAUGCUGGAAAGAUACUUGGUAUUCAGCACAGAAAACAGAAAACAUCUGUAUCACCACCAAGAACCAGCCUAGCAACACAGCAUCUCAGCAUCACAGCUCCCCAGAAAACCAGCAACAUGGCUGCAAAACGAAAACAGACAGCAGCACAAUAGUUUCAACACAGCAAACUUCUCAACAAACUAGAACAAGAUCCAAGUGUACUAGUCAGCAUUCAACUGAAAUCUCAAGUGUUUUUUUUUUUUUUUAGUUU